Punica granatum (pomegranate) is the source of this 3533-nucleotide messenger RNA. NCBI's taxonomy places the organism in Eukaryota, Viridiplantae, Streptophyta, Magnoliopsida, Myrtales, Lythraceae. The record is from RefSeq and is a predicted model, not a curated record.
UUCGGGCCUCCUGAUAAAGUCCAGGGCGAUGGUUGGACCAAACCUUCUACGUUCUUCUUCUGCUCGGAAGACUCGUCCAUGGCGGCAAAUCUGCUUCGAAUCGCAACCCACGAAGCAGAGAACCAACUGGCGCUCUCUCUCCGACAAGCCUUCCUCCUUCUAGAGAGCAACCUCCGACCCCCCUUCCCCCUCACGAUCCCUACUUCAGAAGAAUACCAGGUCCUCAAUUGCGCAAUCCUCUACGGGAUUUUAACGCAACCCCAUCACGCCAAAACUCACAUUAAGCACUUACACGCCGUCGUCUCCGACGGGUACGCCUUCUUUGUGAAUCUUCUCGUUCAGGUAACCAAUGAAUUGCUCGAGAAGCUCGUCGAUUCGGCGAGGAAUCAACUCCUGUGGGUCACCGGGGAGAUGGUCGAUGUUUCGGCCGUCGGGUUUGACGCGCUUCUGGUGUCGUUGUUGAGACAAGUCGUCGGGGGAGACUUUACUGAUGGUAAUUUGUGGCUCUGUUUCGAGGUGGCGACUCUGUUUCUGAGCAAAUGGGACAGUUUGCUGGAGGAAGAGCCCAUGGUUUUGACCAGUGGGUUGUAUGCGUUCUUGCGGUUGUUAGCCGAUCACUGUCGGGUGUCGAGUCGGAACUCCAAGUUAGAAGCUUUAGUGAGGUUAGAGAUCGAGUUUUGCUUAAAGAUGUUGAGGGAGCAGUUCCAUUUGUGCUUGAAGGUUGGGAGGGAUGUUAUUAGAUUGCUGCAGGAUUUGCAUCAUAUGCCUGAGUUCCAAGCCGUGUGGAGAGAUUUGGUCUUGAAUCCCACUGUGUUUGGAACCUCAGGAUUCUUGGGCAUUGCACAGUUUUAUUCCACUCGUACUUCAAGUCGAUACUUUCUGCUUCGGAUUCCUCCCAUGAUGGAGACUCACCUGCGGUUCUUGCUCACCCAGGUGAAGCUCGGGGGUCAGAAGAGGCACCAGGCAUGGUUUGCUAGCAAGUACUUGUUUAGCCCUGACAGAGAGACUCUUAUAUGCGACAUUGUCCGCUUCAUAUGUUGCACGCACCACCCAACUAAGGAAAUCAUUCAGUCAGACAUCAUCCCUAGGUGGGCUGUUAUAGGCUGGCUCCUUAAAUUUUGCAGGAAGAAUUAUGUUGAAGCCAAUGCGAAGCUGGCAUUGUUCUACAAUUGGCUCUUCUUCGAUGAAAGAGCUGAUAAACUCAUGGAUAUCGAGCCUGCCGUGCUAUUGAUGGUGUGUUCCGUGCCUAAGUAUGUUGAAAUCACGAAUUCCCUCCUCGAGUUUCUGUUUCUUCUCGUGGACAACUACGAUAUGGAACAUAAAGAAAUGAUCACGAGGGGAGUUUUAUCAUCUUUCAACUGCCUUAUCAGUAAAGGGGUAAUUCACACUUUUGAUGUUUUGACAUCUUCUGGAGUAAUAUUUCCUCUCCUGAGAGAGAGGCUUGCAACGUUCUUAUUAGGUAUGAAAGCUGGGAUUGCUAAAGAGUUACGGCCAAUUGGCGUUUCAAAUCAAUGUUUGCCAGCUCUGAAGUUUCCCAAUUCAUCCUGCAUUGGAACCCCCACUCCAUCACCUAAAAAGCAGCAAAUGGGCGUCCAAGAAUCUCAAAUCGGAAGCAAUUCUAUUGAUUCUGUUGCACAUCCUAGAACUCUUAUUGAAGAUUUAGGGAGUCUUGUUCAGAAUCUCGUCGAGGCAAUCAAGAAGUCGGAUGAAGCUGGUCUGUCCAUUUUGCAGAAAAUUCUUGACUUAUAUGUUAGCAUUGAGAACUUGCCUGCAAGUGGUCCAAACUCUGUGAGAAGUUUAUCUGCAAAAAUCUCCAAGGACUUGGAACACAAGCUGUUCACGCCUGUUCAGUGUUUUCUUGAUGAAAGAUAUUCUGGGACCGAAGUUGAGUCUGUUACAUCCAUAAUCAUUCGUAAGUUUGUCUUUUCCCAAAAGGAAAGAACGCAAGAAAUGCUUUCCUGCUGGUCUAUGGAUGGGUUUCCUGUGGGACCGUGCUUGUUAUCGUAUGCUUCAAGACUUGCCUACGAGGCAAAUAAGUUGGAUAAUCUGGGUAAAUCAAUUGUUAGUGAUAGCCUUCCUAAGUUGAAAGAUUCUCAGGUCCCGCUCUUGAAGUUUCAUGUCAAAGAUUGUCAUAAUCCUUUGAAUAGCAAUCAGAAAUGUUUUGAAACAUUUGAUUCUUUGUCUGAGCUUGACAGAGAAUUAGUUGCUAAGCUCAUAGAUGACGUGUUUAUUGCUUACAAAUGCUUUCUUUCGCAUCUAAAAACCACCUUCCAUAAUCGCGAGGGUGAAACGACUCUCUCGAAGCUCCUUUUAUCUGACCUAAUCUCUUGCUCAAAGUGGAAGGGCAUGAGAUUAAAAUACCUGUGUCAGAGCCUUUUUUCUCAUCUUCCUGAUUUAAGUGUCGGCGAGGAAGGCAUCAUUAGGCUGCUCAUGAGUUGCUUGGAUGAUGGAGAUAUCCUUGAUGUAAAGUUCGAUAUUGGACUGAGAAGGUACUCUCUAUUCGGGGAGAACACUGAAGCCAUUCUAAGUUUAAUCAAGACCUCUCUGAAAUGGGAGUCUUUAGAGCAGCAUAAGUUCUGGGGUUUGCUUGGGGUAGAGCUAGCAGUUUCUGGGGUCCGUCUCGAGAAGCUGAUCUUAAAUUUCUUCUGCUCAGCCGAAAUCAAUGAUCCCAGUUUGUGUUCAACUGCAGUAGGAGGCCUUCUGUCAAUCUGUAAUUCUCGGGCUCCAACUCCUGAGCUUGUUGGGGCAGUUAUACUGUUGCCGAAUCACGUGUUUCAGGCCUUUGCUGCAGCUGUCCUCUCAACAUGGGCUCACUUGAAUGCUUCAUUGCUGUUUGAUAGUUUAGCAGAGUUCUCAGAGAAACAUGGGUCCCAGAACGGGGAAUCAAUCUUUUCUAACCCUACCGGUGUCAUGGUUAACCACUCUGCAAUCUUAUGGUUGUUGAAUUAUUUCGACGCCCGGGGAGUAAACCUCUCAUAUGUCCUGGGCGGUAGCUGAUGAUAAAGGAAGAAAGGUCAGCUACAUCAGUCAGAAGGUAAGCUGCUGCGGCUUCUCAGAUACAUCAGCAGCUCUGAAUUUUGGGAGUUGCAUAGCUCUCAAUGCAAUUCGGUGACUCGAGUUUUUUUGGGUUGCAAUAAUCAGGGAAAGAAAUGAGGAGGAGGGAGCUACAACAUAUUGAUCCCUUAUAAAUUAAGACGUCACAAGCAAACUAGCACAGAAGGCGUCUCAAUUGAGUCACUUGCAUCUCGUGAAAUUUGCCCGUCCAGCAUGUAGAAUCAGUGUGGAUGCGUCCCAGAAAUCCACUGAGAGGAGUUUUACUGUCAGUGGGAGUUCUUCCUCUUAGGGGACUCUGUCGUGAGGAUGCAACGGAGUCGAACCUGAUCUCGCCAAGUAGAAUCAAUCUUAUGAUUUGAUUUCAACCCAAAGUUUUAUCCACUUCUCGCCCUGUUGUGUUGGCCAAUUGCAUAUCCUCGGGACAGAAGUGUACAGGUUUUUUAUUCAAUAUCGUUAAUAUUAAGUUGUCAUUGCCUGUA